Messenger RNA from Aureobasidium subglaciale EXF-2481, 2096 nucleotides. RefSeq lists its product as uncharacterized. Bases 404 to 2023 code for a protein of 539 amino acids. Lineage: Eukaryota; Fungi; Ascomycota; Dothideomycetes; Dothideales; Saccotheciaceae. Gene Ontology annotation, molecular function: aromatic-amino-acid:2-oxoglutarate transaminase activity; pyridoxal phosphate binding; L-2-aminoadipate:2-oxoglutarate transaminase activity. The transcript has 3 exons. Gene Ontology annotation, biological process: aromatic amino acid catabolic process; L-tyrosine biosynthetic process. The record is from RefSeq and is a predicted model, not a curated record.
CUACGAUUGAGCGUUGACAACAAAGCCAUCGUCUCUGAAGUGGUCACAAAUCGCAUCAAUCUACUACACCCGCAAUCCAAUGAGUCCAUUCGUAUCUGCUCUUGGUGCUGUCAGCAAUCAUCCGCAGGUAGUCAUGUCAUUUCACAUCAGAAUGAUUUCCCCAGACUACGCGGACACCGAGAUCGUAUCAGCUCGUAUCGGAACUAUCGAUAGAGCUGCGAUGCCGGAGAUACUCGGUCCAAAGUAGAGAAUCUUAUUGUAGAAACAAGGGCGCUGGGCGCAAGGCGCAUCUGUGAGUCAAUUAGAUAUAAUGAACUAGCCUUCCAAUUCAAACUACAUUCUCUUCGCCUAUUUCGUUUUCUACGCUUGCAAUUGCCGAUCACCUCUAAGCAACACACUCAUAAUGGCCCCUCCAAGUGCGAUCGACAUCGAUGUUCGUGCAGUUGACGAUACUACUGCCAUGACCGUUCCAAACCCUCUCACGCUCGAGGGUGUCUCUCCGAGACGCGCCGCCACUGGUAGACUCAUUGCUGGCGUCGCCGCUGUGGCCAAUGUCGAGCAGUUCAAGGGAGCAAAGCAGCACAACCACAAGCCCAAGGCUAAGAGAUGGGAUCACCGCCUGAACAUCGAAGCCUCUUCACGUAAAGGCAACUCCCUCAAGGCUGCCGCCGAAUACCUCAAGAAGCCCGGCAUCAUCUCACUUGGUGGCGGUCUCCCCUCGGCCGAAUACUUCCCCUUUGACGAACUGUCCAUCAAGGUACCCGAGGUCGGCCACUUCUCCGAGCAAGAAACACGCGAACAAGGUGCUGUUCUGACGGCCGGAAAGUCGGAUCUGGCCGACGAGAAGUCACUGUUCGACAUCACUACCGCCUUCAACUAUGGCCAGGGUACAGGAUCUGCACAGCUGUUGCGCUUCCUCAUCGAGCAUACAGAGAUUGCACACAACCCUCCCUACCAGGAUUGGUACUGUAACAUGACGAUCGGCUCUACCUCCGGAUUGGAUGUCGCCUUGAGAAUGUUUGUGGAACGUGGUGAUGUCGUCUUGACCGAGGACUACACAUUCGCAACCGCUGUCGAGACCGCCGCACCAAUGGGUGUAAACAUGGUCGGCGUUGGUCUGGACGGCGAAGGUCUCCUCCCAGAGUCUCUCGAUGACAUCUUGAGCAACUGGGAUGAGGCAGCACGUGGUGCCAGAAAGCCAUUCUUGCUCUACACCGUACCCACUGGCCAGAACCCAACUGGAGCCACCCAAAGCGAGGAAAGACGCAGAGACGUGUACAAGGUGGCUCAGAAGCAUGAUCUCUACAUUCUCGAGGACGAACCCUACUAUUUCCUGCAGAUGCAGCCAUACACAGGACCCGGUUCGCCCGAUGUCCCACCUCCAAAGAGCCAUGCCGACUUCUUGAGAUCGCUAGUUCCUUCAUACUUGUCAAUGGACACUGAUGGUCGUGUUAUGCGUCUGGACUCAUUCUCAAAGGUUGUUGCACCAGGAGCGCGUGUUGGCUGGAUCACAGCGUCGCAGCAGAUUGUCGACAGAUUUGUCAAGCACGUUGACGUCAGCACACAAGGCCCCAGUGGUAUCAGCCAGCUUGUGCUGUUCAAAUUGUUGGAUGAGCACUGGGGUCAUGCCGGCUUCUUGGACUGGCUUGUUCACAUCAGAAUGGAGUACACGCAGAGAAGAGAUGUCAUGCUCUCGGCAUGUGAAAAGUAUCUGCCCAAGGAAGUCAUGAGUUGGAAGCCACCAAUGGCUGGCAUGUUCCACUGGCUCCAGAUUGAGUACGAAAAGCACCCUGACUACAAGAACAAGUCGGUUGCAGAUCUCGAGGAGCAGAUCUUCCAGACCAUCGUGGACCAUGGAGCACUGGUCAUGAAGGGCUCAUGGUUCUACGCAGACAGUCAGGCCAAGCACGAUACCAUGUUCUUUAGAACAACAUAUGCCGCUGCACCUUUCGACAAGAUCAACGAGGCGAUUAAGCGCUUGGGAGAGGCUGUGAGAGAGGAAUUCAAGCUGAAGAGCCAGUAAAUGCUUUUUGAGAUACGGGAAGGUUUAAAGAGGUUCAGCAUCUCGGAUUGGGAGAUGUGUGGCGUUCAGGGGA